AUGGCAGCUCUCCGAACAUCCUCGCGCACGCUUCUGCGCUCCGUCGCCGCCGCAGCGGCCCGCACCAACGCUGUCGCUGGCAGUUCUUCCCGCACCGUCGCUCGUCGAUCGCUCACCACCUCGGCCGUCCGCUCCUCCGACUCGCUCUUCGUGCACCGCAAUACGGACUACAACAACCCGGACAUCCCCUUCGAGUUCAACGCUGAGAAUGCCAAGCAGGCGCAAGAGAUCAUCUCGUACUACCCGCCUCAGUACAAGAAGGCGGCCGUCAUCCCGCUGCUCGACCUCGGGCAGCGUCAGAACUCGGGCUGGGUCUCGAUUUCGGUCAUGAACUACGUCGCCAAGCUGCUCGAGAUGCCGCCUAUGCGCGUCUACGAGGUGGCGACGUUCUACACCAUGUUCAACCGCGAACCGGUAGGCAAGUACUUUUUGCAGCUCUGCACCACCACGCCGUGCAUGCUCGGCGGUUGUGGCUCCACCAAGAUCCUCGAAGCCCUCGAGGGCAAGUUGGGCAUCAAGGCCGGUCAGACCACCGAGGACAAGAAGUUUACCUUGGUGGAAGUCGAGUGCUUGGGCGCUUGCGCUAAUGCACCCAUGAUUCAGAUCAACGAUGAUUACUACGAGGAUUUGACCCCGGAGAGCAUGGUCAACAUUAUCGAGAAGUUGAGCAAGGGCGAGAAGGUCAAGCCCGGCCCCCAGUCGGGUCGCCACUCGUCCGAGGCCGCCACCGGAAGGACCGCUCUCACUUCAGAACCAUAUGGACCAGGCAAGUUCUGCGUUCCCGACUUCGCCUGA
Molecule: messenger RNA, 795 nt
Organism: Kalmanozyma brasiliensis GHG001
Lineage: Eukaryota; Fungi; Basidiomycota; Ustilaginomycetes; Ustilaginales
Product: NADH-quinone oxidoreductase subunit E-like protein
Exons: 2
Coding region: 1-795 (264 amino acids)
Molecular function (GO): NADH dehydrogenase activity
Source: RefSeq, a predicted model, not a curated record